Messenger RNA from Chrysochloris asiatica (Cape golden mole), 825 nucleotides. RefSeq names its product regulator of G-protein signaling 20-like. NCBI's taxonomy places the organism in Eukaryota, Metazoa, Chordata, Mammalia, Afrosoricida, Chrysochloridae. The coding region runs from base 1 to 825 and encodes 274 amino acids. The record is from RefSeq and is a predicted model, not a curated record. The transcript has 5 exons.
AUGCCCAGGCUUUUCCAAGACAACCAAGAGAACUUGCAGAAAUACUGUUCUGGGCCAUUCUUGUGGAAGCAACUUCUGCCCUUGUUUAGGAUUAAGGGAUAUACUGCAAACAUCUGCCAAGCCCCAGAACAUGAAGAGGACUCCAAAGUUGUGCAUGACUUCAAGCCUAUGGGAUCAGAACGGACGGAAAUGCGAAAACGGCAGAUGUCAACAGCCCAGGAGACACCAGAAACUGCUCCAGGACAGCAUGCUGGAGGAAAUCGUGGCUCCAAUGCCUGCUGCUUCUGCUGGUGCUGCUGCUGUAGCUGUUCUUGCCUCACUGUCAGAAACCAAGAAGAUCAGAGAACCAGGAGGGCUUCCCAGGAACUCAGAACAGAAGGCCCCCCGAUCUGUGAAGAAAGCACAACCCCAACACUGGAUGAAGUCAUUGCUUGGGCUCAGUCCUUCGACAAGUUAAUGGUCACUCCAGCAGGAAGAAAUACUUUCCGUGAAUUCCUUCGGACAGAAUUCAGUGAAGAAAAUAUGCUUUUCUGGAUGGCCUGUGAGGAACUGAAAAAAGAAGCUAAUACAAGCAUGAUUGAAGAGAAAGCAAGGAUAAUAUAUGAAGACUACAUUUCUAUUCUUUCUCCUAAAGAGGUCAGCUUAGACUCCCGGGUAAGAGAAGUCAUCAACAGAAACAUGUUGGAACCAUCUGAGCACAUAUUUGAUGAUGCACAACUUCAGAUUUACACCCUAAUGCACAGAGACUCAUACCCCCGCUUUAUGAACUCUGCUCUCUAUAAGGACUUGCUCCAGUCCUUAUCUGAGAAGUCCAUUGAAGCGUAG